Molecule: messenger RNA, 1640 nt
Organism: Scophthalmus maximus (turbot)
Lineage: Eukaryota; Metazoa; Chordata; Actinopteri; Pleuronectiformes; Scophthalmidae
Exons: 1
Biological process (GO): signal transduction
Source: RefSeq, a predicted model, not a curated record
UUUGAAGGUGUUGGUGUUUUCUUCCUUGUGUGUUUCCGACUCUUCCUGUCUGUCCUCCCGUCAGACCUAUCGGACGCCAUCCUGCAGUCGAUGCAGCGGAGCCGCCGCCUCCUGUUCGUCCUCAGCCCCGCCUUCCUGACGGAGAAGAGCGUCAGCCUCCUGGAGUGUCGACUGGGCCUGCACCUCCACCGUGGCCACCAGGCCUCCGUCGUCACCGUCGUCUACCGCUCGGUAAGUAAACUGAGCUGCGUGGAGGCGGCUCAGGUCCGACAGGCCGCCGUCAGCGCCCCCAAGUGGCGAGGGACCCGGUCUGAGCCGCGGCGGUCGCGAUUCUGGUUGCGGCUGAGGCUGGCGCUGCCCGUCCGGCCGCUCGCCAUGGGCAGGAGGCUGAUCGACAGCACCUCGUCUCACUCGGACCUGGCUGCGCUGGCGCUGCAGAGAGCUCAACGGUACCAGAACCAGGACCAGAACCGGAGAGACAGAACCAAUCAGUGUCACAGAGACAGGUGGGCCUCGGCCAAUAAGAGCCGCAGAGACAGAUUGGUCCGCCCCCAGGGGAAGGGAAGUGUGAAGAGUUGGGGUCCAUGCAGGGAGGAGGGCUCUAAGCACAGCCGGAGCUGCCCGGGGUCCGCUGGGUUUGUUGGCCAAGUGGACGACAGAGGGGAGGAGCUUACGCUGGAGACAGAGAUGCAGCAGGUGACACGUGACCGCACUGAGAUCCGGUCAGACCCUGUCCCGGAAACAGACCCCACCCCAGGUCCAGACUCCGCCCACGACACACACUCAACCCCUAACCCCGCCCACAUGCCCGCCCUGGCCUCAGACCCGGCCCCUGACCCGCCCCAUCGGUGAGGAGGACAGAGAAAGAGGAGGAGCUUGUGCUGCGUUCAAGUCACAACAGAGAGGCGGAAAAAUACACAUACUGAAGUUUCUCUGGCAACAUGAGAAAUGAGAUAAAAUCUUAGAGAAUCAACAGAUCCAGGAAUGUAAGAAAAACAAAAGUAAAACAAGUCUGGUUAGCGCCCUCUAGAGGCCACGGUGCUCAUCACAACCACACGCCGUCAGAACAAACCUCCUCGUGUUGAGAGUCGUGUUUGUCCUGCGGACGAUGCUGAGGAGACGUAGUGAAGCAUCUUCUUCUGAGGAGCACGAACUGAUUGUGAUAUUUUAAUAAAAAUGAGUUAGUAUCUAAGGAUUCAUGUUGACAGUGGCGUUGGCCUCCGUUCCACAUGAGCUCAGUUCUACAUGAAGUAAAAACAGCAUGAAAACAAACAUGAAGAGUCAAAACGACGUCCUUCAGUGGAAAAUAUCAAGUUCACGACUGAACUGGAAAAUGAGUCACAGAUCAUCGUCUUCACCGCCGACGAUUCAAAUCUGACUGAUAGACACGAAACACAUCAGUGACCAAGAGCUGCGAUAAAGUUAUCGAUGGAUCGAUCAACGUCCAGAGUUCAGCCUCUUUACUUUCUUCCUCCGUGGAGCCGACACGUCGCCGGUCUUCACUCACAGUUACUGAUCAGAGAAAUUCAUCUUUUCAUUCAAAGCCCCAGUGUCAUUUUUGUAAUUUUCUGGCGCCAUCUAGUGGUAAAGUGUCAAACUGCAACUUUAUGGUGUCGCACCGCUGAUUCCAUCUCCUGUUU